AUGGCCCCUCGUCCAGCAAUGCGAAACAGCCAGAAAGUUGGGCGGCAACGCUCGCAAGGCGAAAUACGGCCACAAGGUAUCAAGAGAGAACGACCACAACUUCAUUCUCGUCGAAGCGCACGUCUACAGGAACGAACUGUAUCCAAGGGCACGAACACUGAACCCAAGCACUCACUUCUCUCUACAACUCGCAACGCUACUGGCAAAGAGACCGAGAAGCGCAAGCGAAAGCGAGAACGAUCGCAAGACGAAGCCUCCCACCCUCCCCCGUCUCGAAAGCGGCUGCGGACGUCCCCUCCUCUCGAGGACACAAUCAGCGAGCUCAAAGAGGCCGACAUUAGUGAGGGGAUCGAGGAAUUCCGUUGGCCUAAGGAGUACUUUCGAUCAGGGCCCAACAUGAGUUAUCUGCUUGCGAUAAAGAAAUCUUCUUCAUCUCUUCGUGGCAAGCAAUCGGAAGCUGGCUCUACCGGAAGCGAUCAAAAACCGAGGGAGUCCAGUACUUCCCUUUAUGCGCGUCCAAGCUAUGAGACCAUCCUCGCCACCAAGGGUAGCUUCAUGGGCAAGUUCGGUUUGGGCAUCUCAGAUACGAGCAAGAAACUCUGUCAAACUUUACUUGGUGCAAAACAACCAGUCCCUCAAGAUUCGCUGUUCCGUGACGAUCUAUUCGACGAAACUUGCGAGAGUGUGCGAGCGAGGAAUGAAGCUUUGGUUGUUCGAGACAUCUCCCCACUGAUAUGUCCACCCGCGCAAGUCCUCAGAAUCUACGGUGCUAGUCAUCUAAAGCCUUUGAAUGAGAGUGUCAAUGAAGCCUGGACUUGCGCGAGACCUAUCUGCGGCCCUCGCCCACAACCUGAUUAUUCUGUGGGAUUCGGCCGAUCUGCAUUCACGAGUACGCAACUCGAGAAGCUUGCGCCUUUCGUUGGCGAGGUAGCAGACACUUUUACCUCUAUCUUCAUGGCGACUUGGCAGAUGUACUUUCCGUUCCUAACGUGUGAAGUAAAGUGCGGUGCUGCGGCUCUUGAUGUCGCCGAUCGGCAGAAUGCUCACAGCAUGACUCUUGCAAUGAGAGGUAUAGUGGAACUUUUUAGACUUGUAAAUCGCGAAAAGGAGCUUCACCGGGAGAUACUCGCCUUCUCAAUUUCACAUGACCACGAAACAGUUAGGAUCUACGGUCAUUAUCCUGUGAUUGAUGGGAACGAGACCACCUUCUACCGCCAUCCUAUCCGUAAAUUCGACUUCACGGAACUAGACGGAGAGAAGAAAUGGAUAUCAUACAUGUUCACUAAGAGCGUGUACAAUAUCUGGAUGCCGGGUCACUUGAAAAGAAUUGGUUCGGUUAUCGAUACUUUGCCACCUGGUAUGAUCGAGGCCUGGCAGCAAACCGAGCCGGGGGAAUCUGGACUUCUAAAGGGGUUAGAAUGUCACAAUCUCUCGAGCGCCGAUGCUGCAUCUCUGCCAGAGGAUGCCGACAGUCAAUCAAACUGUGUUGCCACGGGGGAUACUACCCCGGACACUUCCUUGUCUCGGAGGAUUGAAGGGGCGGCAUUCAAAAGGCCAAAGAAGCGGGAUCGGCACUAG
This is a messenger RNA of Cadophora gregata, 1578 nucleotides long. RefSeq lists its product as uncharacterized. The record is from RefSeq and is a predicted model, not a curated record. Lineage: Eukaryota; Fungi; Ascomycota; Leotiomycetes; Helotiales; Ploettnerulaceae. The coding region runs from base 1 to 1578 and encodes 525 amino acids. The transcript has 3 exons.